GUCAAGAGCUAUUAGCAGCCAGUGCAGCUGCCCAGUGAGGGGAGAGCAUCAUCAGUUUUUCUUUAGCUAACACCCUCAAAUAAACUCGCCGCGAUGCUCGGAUGGUCAGUUGGCUCCUAAGACCUUUUUAGUGCAAACUCCCUGCGCUGAGUCGUCAGUCAGUUGCAUCGACUUGUCUGCUUUUUUAUCAAUUAAUUUUCAAUAAAUGGUUAAGGAUUAAGUUGCCACCAUCUGCGGUCACUGUCUCUCUUCCCCCGAGAAACAAUGCGGCUUCUCGGCCAUAUUUUUGCCCUCAUCUUCCUUUCGUGCGUCUGCGCGGAGACUGCUCAAGAGCCGGCGGCGGCCGCAUCCUCCUCCAGCGUCGCCAAACGCGAAUUCCAGCCCACAAUUGCCGAUGCAUCAAAACGGAAAGAAGUGUCGGCCCGGCUGACCGCCGCGACGGGCAGCGCACUGACCAGUCGGCAAGCGUCACCCGCGAGCGGUAGUGUACCGCUCAGUAUCACCGUUACAACCGCCGCCCAGGGAACAGCGGAUCCCGCUCGACAGAAUGUGGUGGUAGGGACACCGGUGGCCGGCACCACCGUCACCGGGACAAACGUCAUCCAGGGUGUUCCCAUUACCGGCUCAAGUUACGGACAGUCCUCUAGCUAUUUGGCGCCCAGCUAUGCCAUGCCGUAUGGUGGCGGAUAUGGAGGAUAUGGCGGAGGCGGAUAUGGAGGCGGCGGAUACGGAGGAGGCGGUUAUGGCGGCGGUGGUUAUGGAGGUGGCGGUUACGGUGGAGGUGGAUACGGCGGUGGCGGGUAUGGCGGUGGCGGAUAUGGUGGCGGCGGUUACGGAGGAGGAUAUGGAUAUCCAAUGCCUCCUAUUCUCUAUCCACCACCACCACCAAUUCCCAUUCCGGUACCGGUGCCCGGUCCGCCCAUUCCCGUGCCGGGACCACCGAUCCCGAUUCCCGCACCUAUCCCGGUGCCGGCCUAUGAUUACGGUUACGGUGGCGGUUAUGGAGGGUAUGGCGGAGGUGGUAACAAUUAUGGGGGUGGUUACGGCAACAACAACUAUGGCGGCGGCGGAUCAUACGGCGGCAACAACUACCGAGACAACAGUUAUGGCGGAAACAGCUACGGCGGAAACAGCUAUGGCGGCGGUUACAGCAACAAUAAUAACUAUGGUAGCAGCGGUUAUGGUAGCAAUAACAACAAUUACGGCAGCAACAGUUACGGAGGUGGCGGCUAUAAUGAUUAUGGAAACAAAGGUUAUGGCGGCAGUAACUACGGCAGCGGUGGCUAUGGAGGGAAGGGCAGUUCUAGCUAUGGCUAUUCCAGCGGAGGCUAUGGAUCCAGCUACGGUGGCAAUAAUUAUGGAUCGGGUGGAAAGUAUGGAAAUUCCGGUGGAUACGGACGUUCGAGCUACGGCAACAACAACAACAAUAAUUAUAAUAACAAUAAUAACUAUGAUUCUUAUUCCUCAAAUCUGUCGGGAUCCUACAGCAGUCAUUAUCCAACCGGAACCAGCUCCAGCUCAUAUUAUGAUCCCUACACCGGCGGCAGUACAUACAGUGGACCGACACCCUAUGGACGCAGUGCCAAAACUGCCGAUAAUACCGGGAGUAAAUAUGAUAUUAGUGCGUCGGGAUUAAGUGCACAGAUUGCUAGUCAGCUGGAGGGUGCUGGACACCCUGGUCUGCUAGGAAGCAAUGCUAAUGAAAAGGUCAUGUUGUACACUAGUAGAAGAUGAAACGGGUUGUGGAACUGAAAGCAUGGUUCUGUAUGAAGAUGUCUGACGGUAAAACUGUUGUAAGUUUUUGUUCUGAUUUGGUUCUAUCGUCUACCGCUCCCAAAGUAGCAUACAGUUCGGAAUAAAUUUAA
Molecule: messenger RNA, 1865 nt
Organism: Paramacrobiotus metropolitanus
Lineage: Eukaryota; Metazoa; Tardigrada; Eutardigrada; Parachela; Macrobiotidae
Product: loricrin-like
Exons: 3
Coding region: 265-1734 (489 amino acids)
Source: RefSeq, a predicted model, not a curated record